CUGAACUAAUAAUUGUCUUGCGGUCGAGACACCACCACAAGUAUUUCACUGCUGAAGUCAGCUGCGGUGGAAAUGAGCCUCCCUCCCCUGAUUUGGCCCAUAGCAAUGAUCUCUCAACUGCCGUCAUCACAGAAAUUAAUGGAGAAACGGAUCCCCUCCCACGCAUUAGCAUGAAAUCAAGCACCCGAUCUUGGAAAGAAUCUGCUAGCAGACCAGCGGACCGCCUGGCGCGGUGUUUUAGAGCACUUUGCUGCAAGGGACCGCCACCACCACGACCUGAGUAUGACUUGGUUUGCAUAGGCCUCUCUGGUUCUGGCAAGACAAGUCUUCUGUCUCAGCUCUGCAGUGAAAACCCGGAGAAUAUUGUGUCUACCACAGGUUUUAGUAUAAAAGCAGUGCCAUUCCAGAAUGCAAUUUUGAACAUAAAAGAACUUGGAGGAGCUGAUAAUAUCAGGAAAUACUGGAGUCGUUACUACCAAGGAUCCCAAGGGGUAAUAUUUGUACUAGACAGCGCCUCCUCUGAAGAUGAUCUAGAAACUGCUAGGAAUGAGCUGCAUUCUGCUCUUCAGCACCCACAGUUAUGUACUUUGCCGUUUUUAAUACUGGCCAAUCACCAAGACAAGCCAGCAGCUCGCUCAGUACAAGAGAUAAAAAAAUAUUUUGAACUUGAGCCACUUGCACGUGGAAAGCGCUGGAUUCUUAAACCCUGCUCCUUGGAUGAUAUGGAGGCAGUAAAAGACAGCUUCUCCCUUCUAAUAAACUUGCUGGAAGAGAGAGACUUCGAACCUUCAAGAAUGUGAAAGCCAAGAGAAAGAAGAGGUUCCCACGCAUCGCUGUACCUGCUCACUGUCACAGCUUAAUUACAGUGUAGUAUCAAGGCUGAGCUGUGAUAUGUUGUUCAUACAGAGUUAAUGCAGAAUGUCCUUUGGUUAAAAUAAAUGUUCUGUGAAUCAGGUACACAGCUAUUUCCAGUAAAGUUGUCUACACUACUGAAGUAGAAAGUUCCUCUUUGUUUACCACUAUUUCUGCACACUGCAUGUUGCUUUCUUGCACUGCGAUCAUCCUUGGUAGAAAAAUUUACACGCACAAAAAUAACAUAGUCCAUAAAGGAUGAAUUCCACGUGUUACCUUGAAUUUUAAAAAUAAGUAAUGUUUCUAAAGAAUUUAUGAGUAUAAUUUAGCUCAUUUAUUAACCUCACAUUAUGGAAAAGCACAGCCACUGAGAACCUUAAUAGGAUACCUAAAACGCAAGCAGUUUCAUGUUAAUGCAAAGGCUAUUCCUGAAGUUUUACUAAGUGAAAACACAGCUGAAGUAGUGGACUCCACAAGGUAGUUGAGUCUCUUCUAAAGUCACUGCAAAACCCUGCCAGAGGCAGUAUGGUAUUUUGCUGGAAGUUUGCUGAAAAAUAAAUUAACAAACAGGUAUGCACAGAUAACAGUACUUGGGGAAAUGAGCUGAUAUAAACAGGUGAUCUAAGUAAAAAGAUUUUUAGAAAUAUAUUAAAGAUUUUAGAAACAGAAGUUGAAUAAAGUAAUAAUUUUCAUUGAAAGUAGUUUUCCAUAAGAAAAGCAGAGCAAAUAUCUGUUAGUUCAUCUGUGGAGGCUUUAUUGCUAGUUAAAAGUAUAAGUAAUUUUAAAUACUUCCUUUAUCACUCAUUUGUAGACUACUAUUGUUAUUGUAACAUUGCCAAGGCAUCUAUCCAGUAAUUAAGGGUCUUCCAGUGUUUGUACUAUAAGCUUCUCUUUUCAAGGGGAUUAUAUCUUCUUUCAAACUUCCUCUGGGCUAAUUGUUACUGAGAAGACGAAAAAGUAGUCAUUGGAAACAACAUUUGCAAUACAUUUAGAAAAAGUUCAUUUGGGUCACGUAACACAGUCCACUUUUCCUCUUUCUGUGUUUUCCCCACUGUAGAUUUGCAGUAUUUUGGCUACCUUUUGUUGAUUUUUAAAAAACUCAUAAACUGAUGUUGUCCACUGAAGAAACGUGCCAGGCCACUGGUUCACAGUGACAACAGAGUAUGUGCAGAUCAGUCACUGGACUGGUGCACCCCUUGAAUGCUGUGCCUUGUGCAUGAGUGUCUGCAAACACAAACUCGAGUGAGGUGUCAUUAGUUCCUCAUCAACUCUGCUUCUGUCUUGAAACACACAAUGCCUUGUUUUUGGGGCUUUAAGCAACAUUUCUUUCCACUCUGAGCAUUUAUCUUCUGUUUUAAGUUUAUUGUAGUUUCUUACUAGUUUAUUUGGGGAUAAGAAAAUAGUAAACAUCAGCUUUUGAAGGCUCAUAAAAGCCAUUUCUCUAUUAAUCGUAAUUUUGCUCUUUGUUAAACAAAAUGUCUCUCAUAGGUAUUUUAGUUUACUUUUCAAUUUCCAUGAAUUUCUUGCAUUGCUCCCACUGUUGUAACUGCUUCCUUUUGUCAAAAAGAAGCUGGGAAAACUGGUAAACUCCUUGUUUAAUUUUGAGAUGGAAUAGGCAGGAAGCCUGAAGGGCAUGUCUUGCUUUGUUUUAUGUUCUCUUUCCUGUCAGGUCAAUCGUCUCACUGUUAAUACUCUUGGAAAUAACCAAGAACUGGAAUUGUUCUUAUUAAAGUGCAGAGGAGCCCUGCUUUGAUUCAAUUCUCUUUGCACACUUUAGUCAGGACCAGCUGCCCAUCAGUUUCUCUUGUGAGGGCUAAGGAGGUUCCCUUCCCUGGAUUUAAAGAGGAACUGGAUCUAAUUUACAUUUCCAAACUCUCUUGUUGCUGACAUGAGCUUAAAGGCUACAGAGUCCCCAGAUUUCCACAAGGUCCCCAGAUUUCUGUUUUAUUUAGGCAUGAUGAAAAAUAAGCAGGGAGGAGGAGUAGGAACAUUAUUUCCCAGACAAGGCAGGCAGUUUUGGGAGGCAAAAUGAGGGAUUCCAAGAUUUUAAUGCUUUUUCAUUGGCCACUAGUUAGAAGACGUGAAAUAACUUUUUUUUUUUUUUUUUUUUUUUUUUUUUUUUUUUUUUUUUUUAUUAUUAUUAUUCCCUCCUGCUUUUGUUUAGUUAUGGACCAAAAGGUACAGGAAAUGAAAAUAAGCCCAACUCUAUUGCAUUCUUGAAACUGGACUAUUUCUAUCAUCAGUGAGUUUGUUUGGUCAAAAAACUUUAGUGGCUCUAACUUUUGGUCAUGAUCUCCCAGCUAUGCACUGUUUGAAGGUGCUACAUAAGUUACAUGGAAAUGCCCAAGAAGUCCUUGAUAAUGUGGUUUUGGAGAAUGCCAGUGGCCAUUUAGACUAGGACCUUUUGAUACUUCAAUGUUUUUUCUUUAGGCACAUGUCAACUGCACAGAAGCAGUAAUUUUAAUUUUCAGAAUUAUAAUUAUUUUGAGUAUGCUUUUUCUUACUAAUAUAGUGAUCAUUCCUCAUCACAUGUUGGAACAAUACCUCAUAACUGCUGAAGGCUAAGACCAACACUUUACUUUGAAUGUAGUACUUCUGUGGUUUUGUGUUGUAGAUGGACUUAAUGGAUGUGUACCUUUUAAAUGUCUAUAAACAACUUCACCUUUUUAUGAGGGGAUAACAAUGUUCAUAGCAGCUCAUGUCACACUUCUUUGUCUGUAGUGUUAUUGAAUGCUCUGGCUAUGGUAGAAUAUGUAAGCACCAUGCAGUUUUCAGAUAACCAAUCUUAACUGCUUUGGUUUUUUGUUUGUUUGUUUUAAUCUUUUCACAUGUGUUUGUCAUUUAGGUGGAAUAUACUUGGGCACUAGGCUCUUCUUUUCAUGCAAGUUCAUUAAGGAGUGAACAUUGUCUUUUUAAAAAAAGAUAUUGUGCUUUAAUGUUCUUUAGCCAUCUGUUAAAUUACUCUGUGUGUGUGUGUGCCCACACUGGGCUUCUUCUCAGACCUGUGGCUGUCUGUGGUGUCUCAGCCGUCAGAAUGAAAACAUUAUCAAUCAGUAUCCAACAACAGCUGGUUUUGACAACCUUCUGUCUGCUGCCUAAUGCUUUACAACUCAUCAGUAAGGCUUCUUUGUCUGCCCACUCUGAGCUGGUAAUUUUAACUGCUUCAUGUUGUGUACUGUACUUGUACUUUUAGCAUUUGUAUGGCUUAAAAGUUAAGUCUUAGUGGGUUUUGGUAUUCUUUCUUGCUGUAUAAUGCUCCAUGUGUAUCUUAGCUUGCCUACUCAAAUGCGCUAUACAAAAAUCUGUGAUGUGUUAUUUCGUUUAACUUCUUGCAUUUCAUUAUAUUUAUAGAAGUUGCAGAUUUUUGUACCGUAUUACUUAAUACAGUUGCCUUUUUGUAAUGGCAAUUAAUUUAUAUUACAAAAGUUUGUAUCUUACUGUAGUCGAAAGUAUUAGUUAACUGCCAUAUUAUCUUGACUUUAUACUAAAAAUACAGUAUCAACAGAAGUUGACCCAAUCAAGUGGUCAACUGCUGACAUGGGGAACUUGUACUGUUUGUGAUUUAUACAUGAUUUCCACUAUCAAAAAAAAAAAAAAAAAAAAGAAAGAAAGAAAAAGAAAAUAAAA
Passer montanus (Eurasian tree sparrow) is the source of this 4479-nucleotide messenger RNA. RefSeq names its product ADP ribosylation factor like GTPase 15 (gene ARL15). NCBI's taxonomy places the organism in Eukaryota, Metazoa, Chordata, Aves, Passeriformes, Passeridae. The coding region runs from base 171 to 800 and encodes 209 amino acids. The record is from RefSeq and is a predicted model, not a curated record. Gene Ontology annotation, molecular function: GTP binding; GTPase activity. The transcript has 5 exons.